Messenger RNA from Panthera uncia (snow leopard), 9875 nucleotides. Its product is annotated as integrin alpha-X-like. The transcript has 16 exons. Gene Ontology annotation, biological process: cell-matrix adhesion; cell adhesion mediated by integrin; cell-cell adhesion. Gene Ontology annotation, cellular component: external side of plasma membrane; integrin complex. The record is from RefSeq and is a predicted model, not a curated record. Gene Ontology annotation, molecular function: integrin binding. NCBI's taxonomy places the organism in Eukaryota, Metazoa, Chordata, Mammalia, Carnivora, Felidae. The coding region runs from base 4031 to 6052 and encodes 673 amino acids.
UUUAAUUUCCCUUUUUCUCAGCUUCUUCUUUUUCCAUAGUUUUAUCUUCUAAUUCACCUAUUCUCUCCUCUGCCUCUUCAAUCCGAGCUGUGGUCGCCUCCAUUUUAUUUUGCACCUCAUUUAUAGCAUUUUUUUUUUUUUUAGCUCUCAUGACUGUUUCUUAGUCCCUUGAUCUCUGUAGCAAUAGAUUCUCUGUUGUCCUUUAUACUUUUUACAAACCCAGCGAUUAAUUUUAUGAUGAUUAUUCUAAAUUCUUGUUCUGUUAUAUUGCUUAAAUCAUUUUUGGUCAAUUCAUUAGAUGUUGCUAUUUCCUGGAGUUUCUUUUGAGGAGAAUUCUUCCAUUUUGUCAUUUUGGAUAGUCCCUGGAGUGGCGCAGAACUGCAGGGCACUUCCCCUGUGCUGUCUGGAGUAACUUGAGUUGGUGGGUGGGGCCACAGUCAGACCUCAUGUCUGUCCCCAGCCCACCGCUGGGGCCACAGUGAGACUGGUGUGUACUUUAUGUUCCGCUCUCCCAGGGGCAGGACUCACUGUGGAGUGGUGUGGCCCCUGUCUGGGCUACUUGCACACUGCCAGGCUUGUGGUGCUGCUUUGAUGGGAUCUGGCAUAUUAGCUGGGGUGGAUCCCCUAGGUGUACAGGGGUGGGAGGGGCAGGCUUAGCUCACUUUGCUAUCAGUGUUCCCCUGCACAAGGGGCCCUGCAGCACUGGGAGGGAGGCAGGCAGACCCGUCGAAGGGAUGGAUCCACAGAGGCACAGCAUUGGGUGUUUGCGUGGUGCAAGCAAUUUCAGUGACAGGAAAUGGUUCCCUUUGGAAUUUCGGCUGGGGGAUGGGAGGGAGAGAUGGCGCUGGCCAGUGCCUUUGUUCCCUGCUGAGCUGAGCUCUGUCUUCCAGGGCUCAACACCUCUCCCUCCUGGUGUCCUCUCGCCCUCCUGCUCUCUGAGCCGAGCUGGUGACUUAUAACAUUCCAGAUGUUAAGUCCCACUGGCUGUCAGAACUCACGCAGUCUGGCCCCUCCGCUUUUUCAAGCCAGACUAGGGGAUUCCACCUUGCCAGGCAGGCUGCCCCUCCACCGUCCUGGCUCCCUCCCACCAGUUCGUGUAGCACACACCGCCUCUCUACCCUUCCUACCCUCUUCCGUGGACCUCUUGUCUAUGCUUGGCUCUGGGGAGUCCGUUCUGCUAGUCUUCUGGCGGUUUUCUGGGUUAUUUAGGCAGAUGUGGGUGGAAUUCAAGUGACCAGCAGGACGCAGUGAGCCCAGUGUCCUCCUAUGCCACCAUCUUCUCCUCUGUAAAUCUAGGACUUGAUUCUUGAGUGAGCUCUCUAUCCAGACCUGUUAAUCCCCCAGCAGCUUUACAAGGUACAUAAGCCAGGCAUUAGCAAACCUAUGUUAGAGAUGAAAUCUGGGGCAUGGAGAAAAUCAGUGAUUUGCCCAAGGUUUAUUGUGGAUUAGGAAUGGUGAUGAGGGAGGCUUCAAUUUCCUGACUUCUAACCCAGUGCUGGCUCUCUUGGUGGCUCCCUGUUGCCAGUUUAGGUUGGGCUGCCUCUGUGUGCCUGUCUAUUCACCCCUUCUCCUUUGAUGCUUUAUGACUAUUUCCUCAUGUCAUUAGUAAUCCUGCCAAAUAUCUGUCUAGGCAGGAGUACUUCAUCCAUGGGGCAGGUUCUCCUGAAAAGGGAGGGUUUCUUCUCAUGGCAAAAGUUAAAGAAAGCCUCAAUUAAAAAAUAGGCAAAGGAUUUGAAUAGACAUGUCUCCAAAGAUGAUAUACAAAGGACCAAUAUGCACAUGAAAAGAUGUCAAACAUCAUUAGUCAUCAGUCAUCAGCAAAUCAAAACCACUGUGAGAUACCAUUUCACAGCCACUGGCAUGGCUAGAAUAAAAAGAUAGAUCAUAAGUAGUGUUGGUGAGAAUGUUGAAUGUUUGGUAUCCGUAAACACUGCUGGUGUGAAUGUAAAAUGCUGCAGCUACUUUGGAACACAUCUGGCAGUUCCUCAAAAGGUUGUACGUAGAGUUACUGUAUGACUCAGCAAUUCCACCCAAGAGAAUUGAAACCUUAUGUCCACACAAAAAGUUAUACAUCAAUGUUCAUAGGGGCAUUAUUCAUAAUAUCCAAAAUAUGGAAAUAAUCCAAAUAUCCAUUAACUGAUGAGCAGAUAAAUUCUGUUGUAAAUAAAUACCUAUAUGAUGGAACAUUACUUGGCCAUGAAAGGAAUGAAAUACUGGUAUUUGCUACAACAUGGAUGAAGCUUGAAAACAUAAUGCUAAGUAAAAAGAAGCCAGAAACAAAAGGGCACAUAUUGUAUGAUUCCAUUUAUAUGAAAUGUCCAGAAUAGGUAAAUCCACAGAGAUAGAAAGUAGAUUGGGGGUUGUCAGGGACUGGCAAUGGAGGAAAAUGAGGAACAUGGGUGUGGGUGAUAAGGGGUAUGGGUUUUCUUGGGGGGUGAUCAAAAUGUUCUAACAUUGAUUUGGUGAUGGUAGCAUAACUCUGAGAACAUCCUAAAACCACUGACUUGUAUGCUUUAAAAGAGUAAAUUGUAUGGUGUGUGAACUAUAUCUCAAAAAGUUGUCACAACAAAAAUGUCAAAGAAGGUCUCUACAGUUCUGUUACUUCCCAGCUACAUGGUCUUAGUCAUUACAAUCUCUCUGUGUUCAGUUUCCUCAUCUGUAAAAUGGUGAUAAUAAGAGAACCAACCUCACUUGGCUGCUUCUGUGAGGAUAAAUGAGUUAGUACAUAUAGAGUACAUACAUAGUAUAAAUAUACACAUGUGCCUGGCAUAUAAUUGGUGUUACAGUAUUAUAAUCAACUAUUGUUAAUACAGUUUAACAAUGGGAGGGGUUCUAAAUAACUUGGAAAUUUUUUUUAAGUUUACUUAUUCAUUUUGAGAGAGAGCAAGAGUGAGGGUGUGCUAGUAGUAGAGGGGCAGACAGAGAGAGGUAGAGAGAUAAUCCCAAGCAGGUUCUGCACUGCUACAAGCUAGCAGAUCAUGACCUGAGCUGAAAUCAGGAGUCAGACGCUUAAUCUACUGACCCACCCAGGCGCCACUAAAGAACUUGGAAGUUUAAGAAGAGGGUGAAAGGCUUUGUUGACAAUAACACCAGAUGUCAAGAAACUGCAUUCAUUCCACACCACCUGUUUAACUUCACGUUGCUACAGCUGCUUAGAAGCAUAUCUAUGAAAAAUCUCAAUUGCAAAUAUCACUUGAGUUAUACCCAAGAGGGUAUAAGGACUCUAAGAGGAGACCUUUCCAGAUUUGCUGGCCCACCAUGAUUUUCCUCCUUCCCACCAUGAUGUAUCCCACAACAUACUUGACUGGGAAGGACUUACCCUGUUCCCACUGGGCCCCACACAAACCUGAGGAUAUGGUGGUAAGAUCAGUUUUCUUGAGCAUGAAGCCAUUUGACUGGGUUUGUAUAUCACUUCCUGCCUCUUCCUUUCUAGACACCCUUAGUAAUUGGUAAAUUACUCUUUAUUUAAUAUGACUAUGCUUAAUGUCUUCCAGUCCCAGCAGUGUCCAGAGAUUUUAAAGGACACAUUCUUCAAGGGAUUUGUCAUUACAGGGGCAAUGGAAAUAAAAGAGAAGGAAUGCACAGGGGAGGCAAGUUUCCAGAGCAUUUUAUUAUGGGUACAGCCACUUCCCAUCCCUUGUCCUCUGAAGAGAUAUGGUCGCCCUUGGGAGCAAAAAGGGGCCUUGGGCAUGGUGUCAGAGGAUCUGAUUUCAGAUAUGGAGCUGAUCUCUUAAAGGUCAUGUGGCCUUGGCACUGUCUGAAAAGUAGGAGGUGGGGUCAGAUGAGCUCUGAGGUCCCAUUUAGCCCUAAUACUCAUCAUAAUCAGUAACUGACUAGUGACUUUUCCAGGUGCUGUUCAAAGAACUAUAUGCAUUAAUUCAUUUACUACUCACAGCUAAACUCUGAGGUAUUAUUAUCCCCAUAUGAAGCAUGAGGAAACUGAGGCACAGUAAGAUCAGAUCCUGGCCCAAGUCCUCAUGCUCAUGAGUGGAGGCUCCAUAAUUGAACCUGAGACUAAGUAAAUUAAUGAAUGAAUGAGACCCAGGUCGCCAGGCCAGCCUUUCAAUCACCAUGUCUUCACUUAUGUCUUAGGGAUCUUUCCUUUUCUUUAGUCAUCAUUGCCCCACCCCACCUCCUCUUUUUAAGCACUUCUGGUGACAUCUUUUCACUACUCACCUCUUCUUUCUGUCUCCCACAUUCAUACCUUCCUGUUCCUCUUGUUGCUAAUUUCCAACUCGUUUCCCUCACCCUCAACUUGACUUGCCGUUCCCUUUCUCGCCAGCGGAUCUCAGGCUCCCAGCUCUCCCCCAGCCUCCAGUAUUUUGGGCAGUCACUGAGUGGGGGUCAGGACCUUACCCUGGAUGGACUGGUGGACCUGGCUGUGGGGGCCCAGGGGCAGGUGGUGUUGCUAAGGACCAGACCUGUGCUCAGGGUGUGGAUGAAUAUCCAAUUCACAUCUGCAGAGAUUGCCAGGUCUGUGUUUGAAUGUCGGGAAGAGACAGCCUCUGUCAAGGCACUGGGUGAUGCCAACGUCUGCCUUCGUAUUUAUGAAAGUCCCAAGAAUCGGCUGGGUGACCUCCAAAGCUCUGUGACCUUUGACCUGACCCUCGACCCUGGCCGCCAGAAUCCCCGUGCCAUCUUUGAGGAGACAAAAGCCCGGAAUCUGACUCAUAUCCGAGUCCUUGGGCUGAGACAGUACUGUGAGACCGUGAGGUUGCUCCUCCUGGCCUGUGUGGAGGACUCAGUGACCCCCAUCACCUUGCGUCUCAACUUCUCUCUGGUGGGCAAACCUAUCCCUUCCUUUGGAAACCUCCAGCCUGUCUUGGCUGUGGAUGCUCAGCGAUACUUCGUGGCCUCUCUUCCCUUUGAGAAGAAUUGUGGAACUGACCAUGUCUGUCAGGAUGACCUUGGCAUCUCCUUUGACUUCUCAGGCUUGAAGACUCUGGUGGUGGGGAGUACCCUGGAGCUGAAUAUGAAAGUGACAGUGUGGAAUGAUGGUGAAGACUCCUAUGGAACCACAAUCACCUUCUUCUACCCUCCAGGGCUGUCUUAUCGUCGUGUGGCAGGGAGCCAGAACCAGCUGCAGGCACACUCCCCAAGCCUGACCUGUGAUGGCACCCCAGCCCAGGGCCAGAGUACUCAGAGCACCCGUUGCAGCAUCAACCACCUCAUCUUCCGUGAGGGUGCUAAGAUGACCUUCAUGGUCACCUUUGACGUCUCCCCCAAGGCCAUACUGGGUGAUAGGUUGCUUCUGACAGCUAAUGUGAGCAGUGAAAAUACUACUCCCAGGACCAGCAAGACCACCUUUCAGAUGGAGCUCAUGGUGAAGUAUGCCAUCUACACUGUGAUCAGCAGCCAUGAACAGUCCACCAAGUACCUCAACUUCUCAGCCUUGGACUGGGAGGAAAGCAGCCAGGCUCAGCAUAGAUACCAGGUGAACAAUCUGGGACAGAGGGACCUGCCUGUCAGCAUCAACUUCUCUGUGCCUGUGGAGCUGAAUGGGGUGCCUGUGUGGACAGAGUUAGAGGUUUUCCACCCCCAGAACCCCUCCAUUCAGUGUUCUUCAGAGAGAAUGGUGCCCAUAGAGUCUGACUUCCUGACCCACAUUCAGAAGAAUCCCGUGCUGAACUGCUCAAUUGCUGACUGCCUGAGGUUCCACUGUGACCUGCCUUCCUUUGGCGUCCAGGAGGAACUUGACUUCAUCCUAAAGGGCAACCUCAGCUUUGGCUGGGUCAGCCAGACAUUGCAGAAGAAGGUAUUGAUUGUGAGUGUGGCUGAAAUCAUGUUCAACACAUCUGUGUAUGCCCAGCUUCCAGGACAGGAGGCAUUCUUGAGAGCUCAGAUGGAGAUGGUACUGGAGAAGUAUGAGGUCUACAACCCUGUCCCCAUUAUUGUGGGCAGCUCUUUGGGAGGACUGCUGCUGCUGGCUCUCAUCACAGUCAUUCUGUAUAAGGUUGGCUUCUUCAAACGUCAGUAUAAGGAAAUGAUGGAGGAAGCAAAUGGACAGACUAUCCCAGAAAAUGGGACACCAGACCCUCAAGCUUCCCAAUAAGAAAUUACCUCCUAUUCUCCCUUGAACCUGUUCUCUUCUGAGAGGUUUCCUGGCCCUCUUACUCUCAGCUAAGUUAGGCCAGCAGGGAGAGAAAUGCUCCAUGUGAGGGAGGCCAGCUUUCUCCCUUUGGGAGGAUGCAUUGUGUUCACUGAAAGUUCUUGCCAGGGAAGGGCUAUUUGUUUUGUCAAGUCUGCAACUGGAAACCCCAGAACAGGAUUUUCACCAUGCCCUUGAUUUUUACCUAGAAGUACAUGAACAAUAGCCUCAGGCUCCAGUCUCUCUUCACUAGCUACCAAUGAUCUUUCUAAAAUACAAUACUAAACAAGCCACAAUCCUCAUCUAUCUUUGGUGGCUCCCUAUUAACAUAGGAUAACUCCUGAACUCUCCAACUUGAAGUUAGGAAUCCAGUUGAAUUUCCAGAAGGUGGGCUUUGAUGUACACACCAUGAGUUGCUUUGUGCCUUCCUAUCAUCCUCAUUCCUAGUAAAUACUGUCAAAGCAGCUUUUUGUCUCAGAAAUUUCAGCCCGCAUUUUGAAACUGAAUUGGGAAUAAAAUGUCUACACAUUGAAAUUUGUAAACAUGGCUUCCAGCCUUUGUCAGCAUUGCUGGCUUGGAGGGAGAAGUAGAACCCCAGCAGGGGUAUUGCCCCAAUGUCACUCUGGCUCAACUAGCUCCAGCAUCUCUCAAGAGAUCAAGAUGCCCAGGAUACUUCCAUUUUUUUUAGGUUCCAAAUAUAGCGAAUGAAGAAACGCUAAAGCAUUAUUCUAAAAAUUGUGUAUUUUAAAGUUUGCAUUAACAAUUUAACACAUUGCACAAAAACAAUGCAUGCACCUUCAUUGGAAAAUAUGUCAAAGGUAUAAAAUUAAGGCCUUUUAGGGAUGUGAGUCAUGUAUAGUGGUCAGUCCAUGGUGUCCCCUAACCAUGGUGGACACCUGCCAGCCCUGAAGCCUGAGGCCAGGACAAGUAAGUUAAAUAGAGUGAGGAUUAUUAAUGUUCUUAUGUUGGAUAACCUGACUUCUUCAUCUACUCACUCGAUUCUCAAAGCUGUCACUGAUGGGAGGCUGAUGGGGCUGUGACAGGGGCAUGAAGAAGGGGCUUACCUGGAAAGGUCAUUAGAGUGGAUCAACACACAGGUGUUUCUUACAAAUCCUAGGAUGUAGUGAAGGGGACAUUGUUUGCAUAUGGUAAGUGAUUGGAGAGCACUUUGAAGUCUUAUAUCAGAGACCUGCUGCCCCAAAUAAGGCCAUUCUUACUAUUAUGCCACCAAUCUUAGCAUAAAGCACAAAGUGGUGCAUGGCACUGAGCUGGGGGUCAACACAUAGCAGGCCAUUCCUUGCCUGGAGAGAUCCCACUGCUGCUGCCACCCCUUAGGUGUUUGGGCCAUGUGUAUGGUUGCAUUAGAAACACAGAAGGGUGAAGCAGUUGAUGAGUGAUUUAGGGGAAGCCGGAAAAUAACCCUUCAUAGAAAUCCUUUCCAUGAAUAGACUUCCAUGGAAAUCCUGCCAUAUACUUAAGUAAUUAUGUUCCUAAAGGUGUUCCUAGACUCUAAGGACUGCAGCAAUCUCUUGUCUAAAAUGAAGGCAACAGGGGCGCCGGGGUCGCUCAGUCAGUUGAGCUUCCGACUUCAGCUCAGGUCACGGUCUCACAGUUCGUGAGUUCGAGCCCUGUGUCGGGCUCUGUGCUAACAAACAGCUCAGAGCCUGGAGGCUGCUUAGGAUUCUGUGUGUGUGUGUGUGUCUCUCUCUCCCCCUCCCCUGCUCAUGCUCUGCCUCUCUCUGUCUCUCAAAAAAUAAAUAAAUGUUUAAAAAAUUUUUAAAAAUAAAAUGAAGGCAACAGGUGUUAUUUUCACAUAUUUUCUGUGCAUAUUAUUGCUUACAUUAAUUUUAUUAACAUUUUUCAGGGUUGCCGUUGUGUUGUGUUAUAUCCCCAAAUCAUAAAAAUGGAUCAAUGGCUUAAAAUUUUUUCUUUGAAGCAUAAAAGUUGAGGUUCCAAAAAAAAAGUAAAUUGCUUCAACUUAGAAUAAUAUCAUCAAAAUCAAUGAGGUUCCAGUGCACAUUUAGUAUCGGGAUGUGUAAAUGGUGGGAUGAGUGGUUCUGAGCAAAAUUUAAAUAUAUCUAGAAUAUAUUAUACCAUUGAAACUGUAUUUUAUUGGAUCACAUAUCUUUUUUAUCCUAGGGUGUUGUCCAUUAUGAAACUUUGUUAGAUGGCUUGAAGCUAUCAAAGCUUUUGUGUCAUUUUCACACAUGACAUAAUGACCUCACAGACAAGGCAACAGAGACUUCUUAGAAUGAUUGCAACAUAUUGCUUUCCCAUCCCAAAGCAAUAAUUUUAUCAUUAAAUACAGAGAAGACAGCAAAACUACAGUGGCAUAAAUCAAAGUUGCUCUUACAGCAAAAGUAUGUACAAGUCACAUAAUUUCAAAGAAGCUUAUAAAAGCAGCAAUAAAGUUAAUGUUUAUGCUGGAAGGUUGCUCUUGGCUAUAAGUAACAGGGGACAAUCCAAAGUCUUCCCACAUGAAGUUCAGAUAUAGUCAUUGGUUAAUUCAGUUCCUCGAUAAUGACAUUAAGAUGCAGCCAUCUUGUGAUGCUUUUGUCUUAGACCAUGCCCCUCAUUGUUGCAAGAUGACUGCCAUUGUUCCAGGCAUUUUGUCCUUGGAUAAUAGCACCUAAAAGCAAGAGGAGCGGUUUGUUGGAGGAGGUCAUCGAGAGGACAUGACCAUUGGUUGGCUCUGGGUAUAUAGAGGCUUCUCACUCCCUGCCCUGUCCUUGGAAUGUAUACUCUGCCUACCAUUUCCAAAGUGGGAACCAUUUUGAAAGACACAGCCCUGAGAGAACAAUGCAUUAUUGAGUCUAUCUGGAUGGUACAUGUACCUGAACCUAGUUAAAGCCUCUAUAUAAACUUAAGAUUCUAGUGGGCCAGUGUAAAGAUCUACUUUUCUUGAAGCUGCCCAAGUCAGGCCUCUUACUUCCCUCACUUAUUAACCCUGCUAAAGCCUGCCUCUUUCUGUCUGCUUUCCAUAUGGGGGCUGGUUUCAAAUUUCAUUCUGGGAAUACCUGAGGUUGCAAACCAACAACUUGCUAGCCAGCCAAGAGACUGAAAGAUGGGUCUUGGGAGUUGUUCGUGACCUUUUUGUGGGGAGGGAUGAGACAUAGGUCAGAGGCUUGUGGACCAGUGCAUGAGUACAAGGAUGUUCCCUAAAUGGUGACUGGUCUGAUACUUUUGUUUGAGGAACCAUGCAGAGUGCAGUGCAGCAGAGAAGAGAAAUGCACAGCUGUGUAGUUGGCUGGCUUCUACUGUGGGCUGGCCAUUAGUACCCAACUAGAGGCUGAAACUUGUGUUAUAAAGUUGGAAGAAGAGCUGAGGUUAGAGAAAGAUGGGCAGGUUUCCACUACUCUGCUGGCUUUGAGGGCUGGAAGACAGGAUGCAAGAGCAGGAUAAUUAGUUGGAGAUCCUAGCAUUCUUCUUUACAAACUAGGAGAUGACAAGCUGCAAUGGAGUAAGGUCCAAGUGCUUAUGACAAAGCCUGAUUGGGACACAAAGAGGUGGAAUACCUGGGAAAGUGAGGAAAAUGAGGAGGACGAUUUUAUGGUGAUUAGCAGUGAAAUGAAUGAAACACCUGGUGCUGUUUGAUCCUUAAUACACAGGAAAGCAAAAGCAGAGCAACAGCAAUCCCAGCCAGUGGGGCAGCCCACAGUUCAGGAAACAUUCAUGAUGAGAGAAUAUACUCCCCCUGAGCUUAUUGGUGUAGCUGCUAAGUUUAGGAAAAGACCAGGGAAACUAUCCUGGCAUGGUUACUGCAGCUAUGGGAUAUGGUGGGUGAUGG